Vollenhovia emeryi is the source of this 2352-nucleotide messenger RNA. RefSeq names its product F-box only protein 42 (gene Fbxo42). Gene Ontology annotation, molecular function: protein binding. The transcript has 7 exons. NCBI's taxonomy places the organism in Eukaryota, Metazoa, Arthropoda, Insecta, Hymenoptera, Formicidae. Bases 512 to 2086 code for a protein of 524 amino acids. The record is from RefSeq and is a predicted model, not a curated record.
ACCUAACAAGACAUGGCGGGACUCCUGCCUCACUUUUCAUCUCGAAAGUAGCAGAAAUCUGUGCUUACUAUUGUAUACCCGGCUUUAUACUUCUGGCCUGUAUUUUUCUUCACUUCGAGGCCUACGGUCAACCAUCCUGAUUGAUACCUAGCCCCGUGUAUUCAAUCUGCGGCUGUGGCCUGACAGUUGAUAGAGAAACAGUGCUGUAAAGAGCCAUUUUUCAGUAUAUUUGACUUACACACGCAUGCAUGUCCCACGCGCUACUACAAACGCUUAUCAAUUCCGUGAAACUGUCAAAAUCAUUCUGUACGAUUAAGAAUAUGCGUACAUACACGUUCGUCAAAUAAAAACAUUCAUGCAGCGUUACCUUGAGAGAACAGUUUCUUUGAGCGCAGGCUGCUGUCCAUCCUGAUGAGGAAAUGAGGACAUCCCCGUCCCCGAGAGUCUCCCGCGUAGUACAGUCGAUUUUCACGGCACCCUCGUAAUCGUUGCUCCAAAAUUACAUUGCAACAUGCAAUGUAAAAUCAACGAUCUGCCCGACGAGCUGUUGGAGUAUAUUCUCAGCUUGAUACCGCCUUACAAGGAUCUCCAGGAGUGCAGGCUCGUUUGCAAACGGUGGUACCGCGCCACCAAAAAUGUGAUAGACCACAAUGAAGCCCACUUCCAAAAGUCCGUCGCCUUUGGCUCCUUGCUGUGGAAUUCGUUGCCUGUGCACUGGAUAUCCAGCAUCGCAAAGAGACACUCGCAUUCUGCCUGCAUAUACGGCAAUUCCAUGUACGUCUUUGGCGGUUGCACCGCUACGUGGACGACGUUCAAUGACCUGUGGCAGCUGGAUUUGGGCACGAGGACGUGGGUCAGACCGAUCACCAUGGGCAGCUAUCCGUCGCCUAAAGCUUGCGCCACGAUGCUUUAUUAUAAGAACAGCUUGAUUUUGUUCGGAGGAUGGUCUCAUCCGUCGCCAUAUCCGUUACUUCAGCAAUGGAAAUUAUUUAACGAAUUACAUAUAUACUCUAUAAAAUCAAACAAGUGGACUGCUAUAAACACGUUAGAGACUCCACCGCCAACGUCCGCACAUUCGGCAACAAUACAUAGGAACUUGAUGGUCGUUUUUGGUGGCGUCAGCAAUGGGUUCAGCACCAAUGAUGUAUGGUGCUUAAAUUUAGACUCCUACAUCUGGCAUAGACAAAAUACAUCGUACUUGAAGCCGCAGCCACGUUACGGCCAGUCACAGGUUGAACUUGGGGAGAAGCAUCUACUUGUGCUUGGAGGUUGCACAGGACCAAAUGCUGCUAUUAAUGAUGCUUGGUUGUUAACGAUGGAAGGUGUGUGUUGGACGUGGAGGAAAGUCAAUAUGCACAAUACAGAAUGGGCGCCAACACGUAUUUGGUGUCAUCAAGCUUGUAAGGUGGGGAAUUAUGUUAUUGUACUUGGCAAAAAUAGACGUCAAACCAAGCCAAAUGAUAUGAGUAUCUCAUCGCUGAAAAAGGUCACCUGUCAAAGGAGUACGUCACCACGUUUGUGCGAAUCAAAUUUUUUGCCUGAAAGACAAGGAAACUUAUCUACCGUGGACAAGGAUGAAAAUAUAAAUGGACGGCAUGGAGCGUUCUCCAGGUCACAUUCGCAAAAUGCGCACGCUUCAUCGCAAGCAUCCAGUCUCCCAAGAACAGUACCAUUUUACAGUGAUAAUACUCUGAGCAUGGCCGCGUUUCGCGAUCAGCCUCUGCGUUGUAAUAUGAAAAUAAAUAGACAACGUCAAUUGGAAUCGCUAAGGAGGAUGGCAGAGAAAAUUCGAAUUAACACACAGCUGACGAAAGUAUCCAAAAAGGCUGAGAACACACUGUCGAUAUUUGUAUUGGACAUUACCAAUGUUCUUUCGGACGACUGCAACGCUUUGUGGAUUCCCUUAAAGCAAAACGACCAUACGGGCCCCGAUGAGAGAAUUCUGUAUUCUCUUGUAGUGGGCAGGGGAGAACUGAUAGUUUUUGGAGGAAUUCGUAAAGAACGUUCGUUAGGCCAACCCGAUGUAGACGAUUCUGUAGUAUAUAAUGAUCUUCAUUUUAUCAAUCCGCCUCGAUAUGUUAUUUAAUAUUGAGAAGCAAUUAAAAGUACUGUCAUUGUCAUAUCGUUUUAUGUUAUUGCCACAAUUUUGUUCAAAGAUUUUAUUUUUAUCCUAUGUAAUCUUAAGAAAACAAAAUAUAUAAUAUUAAAUGUAGCAAAAGUGAUAAGAAACAUAUGUUGAUUAUUUAUAUGAAAUCAAUAUUUAUAUCAGAAUUUAUCUUUAAACUUUAAAUACGUUUACAAAAAGAUAUGAGAAUUAUAUACACAAAAAAAUAUAACAAAAAUAAAUAAAAA